Lycium barbarum (goji berry) is the source of this 612-nucleotide messenger RNA. RefSeq lists its product as uncharacterized. The transcript is spliced from 4 exons. Lineage: Eukaryota; Viridiplantae; Streptophyta; Magnoliopsida; Solanales; Solanaceae. The coding region runs from base 1 to 612 and encodes 203 amino acids. The record is from RefSeq and is a predicted model, not a curated record.
AUGAGUGCUCGGGAGCGCAGUCUACUUUUUAAUUCACUAGCCAGGUAUGCUCCCAAUAUUGUAGCUGAGAUGGAGGAUCGAGAUGGGCAGGGUUCUCAGACACCAGCCGAUCGUGGUAGACUCAGAGGUGGAGCUUCCAGUUCGAGCGGUCCUCAAAACCGCAUUUCUACAUUGGCUGGUCGACAGGAUCUUGAGUCAUCACCUGAUGUUGACACAGGUUCUACAGUGGCAUAUGUUACUCUUUUUAUUACUGAUAAGUUUGGGGUGGAACCCGAGUCGAUUAGACCUUUUGAGGUGUCUACAGCAGUUGCUGAUUUCGUGAUAGCUAAACGAGUAUACAUAGAUAGAUCUGAGGUCAGUUACCAUCAAGUUAGGGUCAAAGAGAAAGACAUUCUGAAGACAGCUUUCAGGACCAAAUAUGGUCACUUUGAGUUUAGUGUGAUGUCAUUCAACUUGACUAAUGCCCCAACAGUAUUUAUGGAUUUGAUGAACCAUGCAUUUAGACCUUUAUUGGAUCAGUUCAUGAUUGUAUUCAUUGAUGAUAUCCUAGUCUACACUCGAUCAGAGGUGGAACAUGCAGAACAGUUGUGUGCAGUACUCAGGGUCCUUUAA